This is a messenger RNA of Alligator mississippiensis (American alligator), 7779 nucleotides long. RefSeq names its product armadillo repeat containing 9 (gene ARMC9). NCBI's taxonomy places the organism in Eukaryota, Metazoa, Chordata, Crocodylia, Alligatoridae. The record is from RefSeq and is a predicted model, not a curated record. Gene Ontology annotation, molecular function: protein binding. Gene Ontology annotation, biological process: cilium assembly. The transcript is spliced from 26 exons. Gene Ontology annotation, cellular component: centriole; ciliary tip; ciliary basal body. Bases 129 to 2615 code for a protein of 828 amino acids.
UGGCGGCGAGGUCCCACGUGACCCCCUCCUCCCGAGGAGGGCGGGGAAGCCGCGGUUGCCAGGCGACGGCGCAGCGAGCGGCCUGGGCAGGAGGUCUCUGCAAUGAGACGGGACAGUAGCUUGUCAUCAUGGGGGACAUCCUAGCCUAUGAAGCUGAGUUACUUGGGCUGGUGAAAGAGUACUUGGAUUUUGCAGAGUUUGAAGAAACGGUGAAAAUAUUUACAAAGGAAUGUAAAGUAAAAGGGAAGCCAUUACCAAAAAAAGUUGGAAGUUCCUUGAGAGACUCAAAAGCUUUGAUCAUCCAGAAGGAUCUGCUCACAGCAUUUGAAGAUGGUGAUCAGAAAGUUUUCUUUGAGCUCUGGGAGGAGAAUAUCUCAUCUUCAAUCCGGGACAACGAACCGCUUGUCCAGAAGCUGGAGUUUUACCUUCACAUAUACUUUGCCAUCUACCUCUUGAAGCAUUCAGUGGGAAAGCCUGACAAGGCUGAGUUUGAUGAAAGGAUUUCUCGCUUUAAAAUGUAUCUGGAGACAAAGGGAGCUGCAUUGAGCCAGACCACAGAAUUCCUCCCCUUCUAUGCCUUGCCUUUUGUUCCCAAUCCCAUGGUCCAUCCGUCAUUUAAAGAGCUUUUUCAGGAUUCCUGGACAGCAGAUUUGAAGAUGAGGUUGGAAAAGUUCCUAUCUCAAACUGUCAAAGCCAGCCAUACUCCAAGACUUUUCACUUUAUAUAAGGAGCAUGGGCAGUGCAGCAAAGAAAUGUUGCAGCAGCUUCAUCAGCAGCUCAUGGAAGCUGACCGCAGGAGCAUGACCUACGUGAAGCGCUUUAAUAAAAUCCAGGCAGACUAUCACAAUCUCAUCGGGGUUACUGCUGAGCUGGUUGAUUCCCUCGAGGCCACAGUCAGUGGCAAGAUGAUCACGCCGGAGUAUCUUCAGAGCGUCUGCGUUCGCUUGUUUAGUAAUCAGAUACGGCAAAGUGUAGCGCAUAGUAUUGACUUUACAAGGCCUGGAACUGGAUAUUACUCUAUGAGCCCUUGUGAUGACGGAUAUGCAUCAACAAUGUUGCGAGCAUCUCUUGCCCCUGUGAAAAUGCAGGAAGUGCCAUUGUUGCCCUCGUUGGAUUAUGAGAGGUUGAAGAACGAUUUGGUCUUUGGGAGUGAUCGCCUCAAAGCCUUCUUACUGCAGGCCCUGCGCUGGCGUUUGACAACAUCUCAUCCUGGAGAGCAAAGAGACACAGUCCUGCAGGCUUAUAUAGGCAAUGACCUCCUGGAUUGUCACAGCAAUAGUCAGAGAAAUGUGCUGAAAUUGUUGCAUUCCAAAAGCGAGGUGGUCCGACAGUACAUGGCAAGGCUUAUCAAUGCUUUUGCCUCGCUGGCAGAAGGUCGGCUUUACCUUGCCCAGAACCCGAAGUUGCUGCGAAUGCUGGAGGAAAGGCUGAAAGCCGAAGACAAGGAUUCCCUUACACGGGAGAACGUUCUGGGGGCUUUGCAGAAAUUCAGCCUCAGGCGUGCUUUGCAGUCGGCCAUGAUCAGGGACGGGCUCAUUUUCUGGCUGGUUGAUGUCCUGAAGGAUACAGAUUGCCUGUCAGAUUACACGCUGGAGUAUUCUGUCGCCUUGCUCAUGAAUCUUUGUCUCAGGAGUGCAGGGAAGAAAAUGUGUGCAAAAAUUGCAGACCAUGUGCUCAAAGUCCUCUCAGAUCUCCUCGGCCACGAAAACCAUGAGAUACAGCCGUAUGUGAAUGGAGCACUGUACAGCAUUCUAGCUAUCCCUUCCAUACGAGAAGAAGCCAGAGCAAUGGGUAUGGAAGAAAUUCUGCGAUGCUUCAUCAAGGAAGGAAAUGCUGAGAUGAUCCGGCAGAUUGAAUUUAUUAUCAAACAGCUCAAUUCAGAAGAGCUGCUGGAUGAUAGUGUUGAGUCAGAUGAUGAAGAGGAGGACGAAGAUGAAGAAGAGGACCAUGACACAAUGGAGGCCGACCUGGACAAAGAUGAGAUCUUACAACCUCAGCUGGGAGAGCUGUCGGGAGAGAAGCUGCUGACAACUGAAUAUUUGGGAAUAAUGACCCAUACACCCAAAGUAAAGAAGAAGCUGUUCCCUGGUGUCCAUCAGAGUAUAGACGAGCCUCUGCAGAGACCAGUCACACCGGGCUGUCACAGGGCUGUGUAUCCAACGCCAGAAAAUGAUGCCAUUUCUUCCCAUGGCAGGGACGGCAAACUCCAGACUCUGCAGAGCUGUCGUCCUCCCACCCAUAGUGGGAGCAGGUCCAACUCUUCUGACUUCUGUAUUUCCUCUUCAUCAGUUGAAAUCGACUCAUCCAAGAUAUUCUCAUCCAGUCUCAGAAUGCAUCCGCACGUCUUGGGAGCUACCGAAAUCCUGUCUGUCCAAUCCACUGAUUUCACCCAGGACAAAGUAAACGGGCAGCCACACAGCGAGUUUUCUUCUGCCUUCAGCAGCAGACCCAGGAUCCCCCGCACACCCGACAUGCCUUGUGCCAGCACCAGGAAGGGGAAAAUCCCAACCAUUGCACCCCAGUUCUCUCAGUCUGGACCGCAGCAAACCAGCCGCCCCAGCUCUUCAAGUUCUUCUGCAAGAAGCAGGCAGAGCAGCCAGUCCUACAGGAAGUGAGAACAGCUCCUUUCCUCAGGAAUCACCUGUCACAUUGCCGAAGGACACAGUCAGCUUCCUGUAAUGAGCCGCACUGGCAGGCUACGGCGAGCUGAGGUUAUCAACACCGCACUGCAUACGCCGCAUACAAUGCUUCGGGGACUAUCUGAUGGGAUGCGUCUCCUUCUGUCUUUGCAACGGGCUAAGACAAGAAGGGACCUUGUCGGGAUUCAGCAUCACUCCAGCAGCAGUGCACAGGGCAGAGCCAGUAGAAGCACCUGAUUGCACGGUCUCUAAUUUAAACUUAUUCUGAAACAACAUUGCUGAGUAGCAUUAAAACAGUUCUGUCUCCCCAGCUGUUGGAGUAAAUGCCCUUUGGAGAAGCUGCUCCCACAGCUAAUGUGUUGCUGUUUCCUUGGUCCCAGGUUCUGGUCUAGGGAAUCGGUAUGAAACCUGUUUCAAAAGCCACGGCUUUGUUUAUGAGCUCAGGGCUGGGACAUAUCCAUGCAAGGAGACUCCAUCAGCCAAGAAAGACACUGCCCAGCUCUGAGCUAGCUUUCCCGACCACCAUCCCCAUGACUGCAGCGGGGUUGAGUGUGCAUCAUAUAGCUCCAGAUUUAGCCGGGUGAUGUUUGUGCUGGGGUUUCAUCCCUGUGGUUUGGGAAGUCCAGGCAGCAGAGAUUUCUGGCAGGCCUCACACAGUGUGCCUGCUAGCUGGCACUCAGUGCUUUAGGAAGGUGCAUAGUCUUGCUCCAGAAACAGCGAAGGGGCCAGGGAAUUAUAAGCAGUGAUUGGAAAUGCCUGCACCAGUUGCAUUGCUGUCCCACAGGGGCCCAUCAGCAGCUUUCUCUGCCGAUCCCCUUUUGUCUCCCUCUUCCUGUUGUCUUACAACCCAUGAAGUGAAAAAUCUGCUUUCCCGCUUGGGAAGGGGACCUCCAUUUCCUCCUGAAGGAAAGCCACAAAGGCCCUCCAGGAGGUCACGAGCGACUGCCCCUCCACAAGGUCACGUCCUCUGCGUGUGCCUCUCCAGUGUGAUUAGAGCUGGUUCCUUGACACUUCCAUACCCUGCACCACAUUCUUUACUGCUGGCUCAAACAAUGAGGUGUUGCAUCUGCUUGUGAAAUCCUGGCAGGAACCCGAUCUCAUCAAAUAAACUUGGGCUCGUCUUUAGCCAAUACCAACGCUCAGAUGAGCGGGUACAAGAGUUCUAUCCUGAACACAGAGAUAGCAGUUAAUUAUCCCCACAUCUUAUGAUGCAGAAUCUGUCCUGUUCUAGCUUUUCCUGGUAGCAGCAAUGAAGAACUCAAUGCUGAACUGAGAGCCAUUAUAACUUGGGAUGUGCCUGGUGGGGAUUCCCUGGGAUUUUAAGCAAACAAAAGUCAUCGCUUUCAGAUUUCGGUGACCUAUGAGAUGAAAUGAUCAAGGCCAAUUCCAUCGAAGUAAGGGCUGGGUGCUUUUUAUUAUGAUUUGUAUAGCCAGCCCUUAGUGACUCAGUUUGUGCUGCUUGCUUCUGCAGACCCAGAGGGAAGAUAAACUCUGCAUUUCUUGGUCUGGAGUGUGGCUUUUGAAAGGAAGUUUUCCAGUAAUGCAGGGAACGGGCUUAACCAGGCCCUGUCACCAGGUGGCACGGCCAUGCACCUUCUCCCACCUCUGGACCAAUUAAUGUUAUCUAGAAACACAAGCUGGGUAAACUGCUUCUAUCAGAAGCUGGAAGGAAGGUGAAGGAUCAGAUAGCCCGCUGUAGGAAACAGGCACGCCCUCACUGACCAAAUGGCAAUUUGUGUUAACAGAAACUAGGCAUGAAUUGAGCCGACUUUAUCUUUGUCGCUAAAACACAAGACAUCUUUCUUUUUUUUCCAAUAUCAUUGGCCUCCUGGGAAAAUUAGGGCACUGGGUUGAGUCCUGUCUCUUGUUGUUAUGCUUGAGUGGGCCAGAUCUGAGCAUCAGUCAGUGGAGCAGGGCUGAUUUGCAGCAGCUGAGGGUCCCUGUAAGAAGGGUGCGUGUUGGGGGCAGGGAGGAAGGGGUGUUUCCUUCUUCCAGGAGCCUUUACAAGCCAGCAUGAUGCAGGGAUUUUCCCUUUUAAAUGUUUCAGAUUGCAGGUCUUCAUUUUGUGAACUCACUCAGCCUGUUUCAGACUAGCCCUGGCCUAAUUUACUGUACAUAAGGCCCCAUACACACUGAUGAUGAAACAGGCCAUGCGCAGGUGUGGAAAUCAGACCUUGGCAACAAAGGCUGGCAUCAUAACUCCCCUGCUUCUCGUUGGAAAACUGGACGUGUUGGUCACACGAGAAAUUUUCCAGUCCCAAAAACGAGGUGAGCACUGCCACUGUGAGCAGGUCACCAUUAGCCAGGUAUGGAAAGAAGAAACCCAGUAGUAGGGAUGUAGUCAAUUCUGCCCAUCGUGCCUGAAGGGUGGUGGUUACUUGCCUGCACCAAGCAGCGGCUGCUCCCACGCCGAGUUUAGGAUUGGAGCAGUAAUUGCUAGCUUGACUGAGGCUGGCAUCCUGACUGUGAGCCGUCUGUGAUCUCACAUGCACAAAGCCAAUGCAACCGUUCCAUGAGCCUUCAAAUAUAUAAGAAAAGGAAAAUUGUCUGGGGACAAAGUGGUGCCAGGCCAUUAUACUGUGCCUCUUGCAUGGAAAAGUUAAAAGCUGUUUUAAGAUCCAUACUCAGGCCACUUGUAUUUAUAGCUCACAUGUAGUUAUAAGAGGCAUGAAAUGUGUGUGUCUGCAUGAUAUUUAUAUUCUGCAGGAAGGGCUAAUGGGAAUGGAAGUGUGUGUGUGAUACCUCUAAAGGGACAUUUGCAACUAUUUGUGCAGGUUUGCUUGGUUUGGGUUUCUUUCCCCUCUUUUCUUUACAUUUUGCUGCAUGUUGGUCUUGAGAAGAGCACUCCUUCCCCUGCCGAUUGCUUCUCCCAUCUGUUGGAUCAACAUUGCUCCAGUUUAUUUAGCUCUUAUGGUCUCUGCAGCACCGCUGUUACUGAAGGAACCAGAAAUGUUUCAGAGCUGGCAGGGGGAAUUUGCACUCUGGUUUUGGCACAGCAGUGAAACAAGCCACUAGCUUGAUGCCAGGGAGGUUAUUUCUUGGUAGCAGAAUAGUGAGCUUAGCCAUCCGAGGGGGGUGCUCAGACUCGGGUUGGUGCUGUACGUGUAAUGGGGACUCACGCCCUCCUGGGUGUUUCUUGUGACAGGUGAAUUUCCAUUGCUCUGUUUGUUCCUCCCUUGUCCGUACAGACACGUUAGAAGGGCAGCACUAACGAAGAGUGACCCUGGCUCAGUUCCUGGGAGAUGUGGACAUCAAAGCUCCAGUGACUUCACUGGCAGUGAGGUGCCUCUAUACCACGGAUGGCUAUUAAGUAGAAACCCUGCUGACUCAGCCUGCCCCAGCCGAGCUGCGUUCUCUCUCUGGUUUUAAACUUACAUUUAAAAAAUAUAUAUUUUUAAGGAAAAUUUUUUGUGUCCCAAGUCUAAUCAGCCAAAUCGAUUCCAAAUCCGGGAGUCAUUCAAGAACCAUGUGUGGUCCUGCUACCGGCAAGCAUCCUCCACCCCUGCCUGGGGCUUCAGAUGCUUCCAAAUUCUUUGGUGAGCAUCCUACAUGUAGGCCCAAGCCCGGAGGCUUAGGGUUCAGAUGCCCCCGAGUUUUGCUUGCCCUCAGCCAUAUGGCCUCAGAAGCAAGCUAUGGAGGAGUCUCUCAUUUCCAUGAAGUCGGUGUAUACCUAAAAUCUUCCCACUGGAAGCGAAAGCGGAAGACUAACGAUGCAUUACCUCUGGCAGGGUACUACCCCCUGGCACAUUUGUGGUUUUCCCCAACCAGUAGGAAAACCACCUUGGUCAGGGGUGGGCAAAAUGCAGUCCCAGGGCUGGAUGCAGCCUGCCAGGCCAUUCUAUCUGGCCCACGGGGCCCCUAAAAAAUUUAGAAAAUGAAUAUUAAUCUGCCCUGGGCUGCCUGUCAUGCGACCCUCAAUGCCUUGCUGAAACUCAGUAAGUGGCCCUCUGCCCAAAAUAAUUGGCCGCCCCGACCUUGGUGGUCCUGGUAUUUCCCCUGCCGGGUAAGUAUUUCAAAGGGGCUGUGGCUGCGAGGGGUUUUGGUGGAGAGUGAGGAAUACCAGGUGGCUUUGGGCAGGCAAGAAAAAGAAUCGUCCCCAAUGUGCAGUAACCAUUUAAAAAGGGAAGAUCAUACAAAGAGGGCCAGCCUCACUGCUCCCUUGACCAUCCCUUUAAAGCCUAAUCAUGCAACCAGCUUGCUGAGAGCAGGUGCGGCCCAGGGGCAGUCAGCUGCCCAUUUAUGAUCGCACUUCUCAUUCCUACGGAGGUGAGGUCCCCAGAGUGGGGCUGUUUGGCUGGAGACCAGAGCAUAGUAUGUUGAGGAUCUGCAUUACAAAGGACAAGCGCGUGCUGUCUGUUCCUCUUCGCACACCACAGAUGCAACCAUUAGGUAGCUCAGGGUGUGAACUGUAUGCUCGGAGUUCCUGUACCCUGCCAGUCCACCAUAGCGCAAUGCGUGUAAGAGAGGCAGAGGAAGCAUGAAGGAGUAGCAGCUAUGUAAUCUGCAAAAGGUCAUUUAAAUAUAAUCCUUAAACAGUGAGGCCCUGGCCUUGGGAAUCCAGAGCUUCACUAGAACGACGGAUGAGCUUUACUAGAACAAGAGAUGCUCCUAGGUUUAAGCUUUGACCCUGCUCAAUGCCAGAGGAAUAUUGCCUUUCCUAAUUACCAAUGUCCUGGCAGUGUUUGAUGCUUUAAAGGAAGUUUCUCCCAAUCCCAGGUGGUUGGUGAUUAAAGCAUGAGGGUUUGUGUUCCUUAUAAAUCUGGAUCUUACCUAGGCCCUGAGGCCUUCCAACUGUUAAUCAUACGGGCAAAUUCUUGUCUUCCAGAAAAUUUAGUAUCAGCAACAUUUCCUCCUGCUACUUCAGGUCCCUUCCAACCUCCUCGCAUGUUCACACAGAACGAGCGUAUUAACUUUCACCAGGGAAAAUGAGGAUCUGGAGAUGCUCCAGCUAAAUGCGAGGUCCUCCACCCCUCAGUACAGGGCACCUGCUGCGUGUUUGCAUUUGUUCACACAAUAGAAAUGCCCUGCAGAGAAUAUCAUCAGUAAAGAGACAGUGCCCAAUGGGAGGGAAGGUAAAUUAUUUUAUUCGCGGUGGGUCUGAUGUGCGUGGAAGUGUAUUUAAUUAAAAACGUGGCGUUCA